This is a messenger RNA of Tarenaya hassleriana, 1109 nucleotides long. RefSeq names its product ethylene-responsive transcription factor ERF109-like. Gene Ontology annotation, molecular function: DNA-binding transcription factor activity; DNA binding. The record is from RefSeq and is a predicted model, not a curated record. NCBI's taxonomy places the organism in Eukaryota, Viridiplantae, Streptophyta, Magnoliopsida, Brassicales, Cleomaceae. The transcript is spliced from 2 exons. Bases 28 to 837 code for a protein of 269 amino acids. Gene Ontology annotation, biological process: regulation of DNA-templated transcription; ethylene-activated signaling pathway.
AUACAGAACCAAAAAAAAGUUCUGGGCAUGCAAUUUCCGGACAAGAGAACCGAAUUCUCCGGAGCUCAAGCCUCUGCGUCGAAUUCUGAUCUGACCCGGUUUCCGUACCCGUACCCGUACCAGUUUCCUCCUCUGCAGCGGCGGCUCUCGCCAGAGCAAGAGCUCUCCGUCAUAGUCUCCGCCCUGAAACACGUCAUCUCCGGUGACGAAACGGCGCCGUUCCACGGUUUCUCAGAACAGAGUACUGUGAUCGGUGCAGGGAUGCCCCGGUCGGAUACUGACACGUGUCAGGUAUGUAAGAUCGACGGUUGUCUGGGAUGCAACUACUUCUUCCCACCAAAUCAACGAACCGAAGAUCAAGGAGGAGAAAAGCAGAGUGUAGUGGCGAAGAGGACGACACAAGUGGAGGGCGGGAAGAUAAGGAAGAGGAGGAACAAGAAGAACGGAUACAGGGGAGGGAGGCAGAGGCCGUGGGGCAAGUUCGCGGCUGAGAUCAGGGAUCCCAAGAGAGCGACACGUGUCUGGCUGGGGACAUUCGAGACGGCAGAGGAGGCGGCUCGAGCUUACGACCGAGCCGCCAUUGGCUUCCGAGGGCCACGGGCCAAGCUGAACUUCCCAUUCAUGGACUACACUUCAGCUGCUGCUGCUGAUACGAGUGUCAGUGCCAGUGAGAGUGCGAGUUUGACGAAUUCUCAUGAGGGUGAAAUGGAAACAGAACAAUGGCGAAGUGAAGGAGGAGAUGGAGAGAUGGAGGAAUGGAUGACUAUGAUGAUGAUGGAUUUUGGGACUGGAGAUUCUUCUGAUUCAGGGAACACCAUUGCUGAUCUGUUUCAGUGAUGGAUUGCACUUCGGACAAGGAAUCUUCAUUCGUGUUCGAAUCUGAAUUUUAGGAGGGAAACUAAUAUAUAGUGGGCGAUGACAAGCUGGUUUGAUGCAACACAGAAGAAUCUCUUGUGGGCGUUUUUUUAGUUGAGAGCAAGAGAGAGACAUAACAAUGGUGGUCUUCUGGGAAAUUGUUCUUGUCAAAUGGCAAGCAAGAUUUUUUAGAUGUUUUUUUUUCUCUUACACUUGCAGAGUUCAAUAAAGUGGUUGGCAAAUGGAAACGUAAA